UCCUGUGCUCUCAGCAAUCAGCGUACAGUAGUCUGUUGGAGAGGGCAGAUAGAGAGACGAUGACUGCGCCGUGCUGCUCGGUUUAUUGGGACCGCCUGCAAUGAUCUUGGCACAAACUGUCCGACUUCAGCAUAUGACCACAUCUCCAGCCUGCUGCAGAAAUGCCUGGAGGCCUAUACCAGGUGACGACCAGGCGCCACCACAGUGUCUACAGCCUGACAGACAGCUCUGAGGUCGGCCCAGACGAUGACAUCGACGCCCCGCUGCGCCUCACCCCCCUGCAGAAGCUCACCACCGACAUGUGCAAGGAUGAGAAGACCAUCAAGGACUUGAUGAUAGGCCGCAGGGUGGGCUUCUACAAGGUCCGCGGGGAGAUCGGCUCUGGGACCUUCUCGAGAGUCAAACUGGCUUUCCAUGCUCUGACUAAAGACAAAGUGGCCCUGAAGAUACUGGACAAGACCAGGUUGGACAGUCAGGCCCAGCGUCUGCUCUCCAAAGAGAUCAGCAACAUGGAGUGCCUGCAGCACCCAAACGUGGUGUGUCUGUACGAGGUGGUGGACACGCCAAGCCGCCUCUACCUGGUGCUGGAGUACGCAGGAGGAGGAGACCUCCACAACAGGAUCUGCACCAAGGGGAAACUGUCAGACAACACCAGCAAGAUCACCUUCGCCCAGAUCCUGUCUGCCAUCAAAUAUAUGCACAACCUCAACAUCAUCCACCGAGACCUGAAGGCCGAGAACGUCCUGUUCACCAGCAGCGGCAGUGUGAAGGUGGCAGAUUUUGGAUUCAGCACGCGGAUUUCAAACCGCAACCUCGCCCUCGACACCUUCUGCGGCUCGCCACCCUACGCCGCCCCGGAGCUCUUCAGGGAUGAGUGCUAUAUCGGGCCCCCAGUGGACGUGUGGGCCAUGGGGGUCCUGCUCUUCUUCAUGGUGACCGGCACCAUGCCGUUCCGCGCCGAGACCAUGGGGAAGCUGCGGCGCUGCAUCAUCGAAGGCAUCUACACCAUCCCUCCCUGGGUGCCCGGCCCCUGCCAGAGGCUCAUCAAGGGCAUCCUGAAGGGGGUCGCCGCCGAGCGCUACGCUGUCGACCAGAUGCUCGGCUGCGAUUGGCUCCUACCUGUGGAGUUCCCCUGGUCGUUGGUGCCUCCCGAGCCAACGAGCUCUCUGCAGAACCUGCUGGAUUCAGAGCGCAGAGACCUGGAGGAGCAGAUUGAGGAGGAGGUCAGGAGCUCGAUGGAGGAGCUCGGCUUCACCCGGGAGCACCUGAACAACAAUCAGAUCAAAGACAGUCGCAACCCGGUCACCGGGGUUUAUCGGAUCCUGCUGCACCGAGCCCAGAAAAGGAGGGGCUGCGACAGUCCCCCGGUCGUCAGAGGGAUGGUGAGGGACCCCAAGAGGGAGGGGCUUCGAGCCUACAGGGGCCUCAGACACACAUCCAAAUUAUGUGUGCUCUCAUAACAGACUGGUAGGGAUGCUUCAGAACAGUUUUUAUACUUCUUUUAUACAAACAUGAAAUUAAAAGCUAUAGUGAUUUUUUUUUCUACAUUAUGGGAAGGUGACUUGUAGUUUUUGAUACAUGUGUUUCAUUUGCUCCAAUGCAGCUUUGUGGGAAAGUAUGAGUUAAAGUGCCUGGUGAAAUUAAACAGAAUUAUAUCGGGUGACUUUUCCCUCUCAAAUAGUUUGAUUUGAAUGAUUUUUAGAGGCCUGAAGAGGUGAAGAUAUCCAGUAUGUUUAAGAAGGCGAGCAAAACUUGGAGAUUUAUUUCAGAAAAAUAAACAUAACCUCAUGUAACUUUUCAUGGGACCCCUCCAGUUUUUAAAAUAGUCACAGUUGCUCUUAAAAUUCAGAGCCAAACAGCCCAAAAGCAUUUAGUGCAUUGGUAAAUGACUCAUUUUGUAUUUGUUUUUUUGUGCACCUCAUUGUAGCUUUUUAGUCUUGUGAGUGCACACAGUGGGUUUAUUAAAUAUUAUAGUAUGUUUUUUAAAGGAAGAUGGGGAAGCUUACACCCACUUAAACAAAUCCUGUAUCUUAAAGACUCCUAUUGUUAAUGAAAAACUAAAUAAAGUGGUGAAAAAAAAACUAAUGCGUCACUCAUUGUUUGGAGCAGGUGGCUGCACGCUGCACCCAAACAGAGCCGAGCUCGCGUCUCUGCGGCUUGUUUACCAAAGUUUCACUAAGUGCCUGCGAGUAAACAAUAGUCCCGACAGCAGCUGGCAGGACACCAGAUGAUACUCGGGACCCUUCUCCAUCUCCACAACCGGUCCAAACCAGCCAAAACCCAACCCCUCUGCCUGCCCCCUCUGGCACUGCAAAAACUCACUAACCCCACCGGCUCCUCCCCGCCCUGCCCCUGCCCGACCCCCACCUGCAGGAAGCGGCAGAUGGCGCGGCGUGGCAGCGGAGACAUCUGCAGGCCGAACAAUAGGAGCUCUGUGCGGACCGCUGGAGCUGACAGGCCCCGGGAGCUGCGCUAUUGUGCGCGGCGCCAUACACAUGCAGAUGAGGUCUGCUGGAGGAGGGACAGCAGCCAGCAGAUGACAGGCCUUAGCGCCUUCCAUGCAAAUCUGCUGAGUUUGAAACUUUUGUUAGUUGCGUAACUGCCCCCACCCUCCCUCCUCCCUGA
Molecule: messenger RNA, 2625 nt
Organism: Epinephelus moara (kelp grouper)
Lineage: Eukaryota; Metazoa; Chordata; Actinopteri; Perciformes; Serranidae
Gene: nim1kb
Product: NIM1 serine/threonine protein kinase
Exons: 4
Coding region: 162-1460 (432 amino acids)
Biological process (GO): microtubule cytoskeleton organization; intracellular signal transduction; protein phosphorylation
Cellular component (GO): cytoplasm
Molecular function (GO): tau-protein kinase activity; ATP binding; protein serine/threonine kinase activity
Source: RefSeq, a predicted model, not a curated record